Girardinichthys multiradiatus is the source of this 2780-nucleotide messenger RNA. It is a transcript of the gene fes, whose product is annotated as FES proto-oncogene, tyrosine kinase. The record is from RefSeq and is a predicted model, not a curated record. Gene Ontology annotation, biological process: peptidyl-tyrosine phosphorylation; chemotaxis; cell adhesion. Gene Ontology annotation, molecular function: ATP binding; non-membrane spanning protein tyrosine kinase activity. Bases 152 to 2638 code for a protein of 828 amino acids. NCBI's taxonomy places the organism in Eukaryota, Metazoa, Chordata, Actinopteri, Cyprinodontiformes, Goodeidae. The transcript has 18 exons.
AGUGAAACCUCUACAUGGCUGCAAAGAGAGAGAGAGAGAGAGAGAGAGACACUGCUGGUCAUUAGAGCAGCUGCUUCAGUCAUGAGAACGUGCUGCUGGAUUCACUGCUAAUAGCGCAUCCCUGGCAGAAGGAGACUGCAUCAGUUCAGAGAUGGGUUUCGGUGAGGAUCUCCGGUGUCCACAGGCCCAUGCAGCUGUCAUGAGGCUGUUGGACUCUGAGCUUCACCUGAUGGAGGUCAUGAAGAAGUGGAUGGGUCAGCGGGCGAAGAGUGAGCGUGAGUUUUCAGUGCAGCUCCACCAAAUGACUGCCAUGGCCGAGAAGAUGGACCGGCCUCAGACCAGUUCGGGCCUGGAUUACAUCAGUCAGCUCAACAAGUCGUGGGGAGUGCUGGUCUUACAGACAGAGUCCCUCAGUCAAGUGAUGAGGAGCCGCUCUGAGGAUCUCCUGGAUGGGCCUAUCAGCAAACUGACACUGCUCAUCAGAGACAAACAGCAGCUCCGCAAAACCUAUGCAGAGCACUGGAACCUUCUGAGGCAAGAGCUCAACAAGGUGACCCAAACAGAGCUGGAGAGGCUGAAAAACAGCUACAGGCAGGCAGCUAAAGAUGCAGCUCAGGCAAGGAGGAAGUACCAGGAUACCAGUAAAGAUAAGGAGAGAGACAAGAACAGGGAGCGUUUCAUAAAAACUUCCAUUAAACUGCACGAGCUCCACAAUGAGUACGUGCUGUCAGUGCAAGCAUCUUGUGUUUACCAUCAGCAUCACUACAGCCAGAUGCAGCCGGCUCUGCUCAGUGCACUGCAGACCCUGCAGCAGGAGAUGGUGCUCAUCCUGAAAGAGAUCCUGCAGGAAUUCUUCGACAUCUCCACCCUCCUCCACCAUGAAGUGGUGAAGAUCCACAGUGAGAUGUCAUCUGCCCUCACAGCCAUCGAUCCUCACAGAGAAUAUGAGAGCUUCAUCCAACAGAACCGGUCUGUGGGUGAGAUUCCUGUUUUUGCAGAUUUUGACUGCAUCCUCCUAGAGGACACUGAGAUGCUGAACCCCAAAGAGAUCGAGCUGAAUGACCUCACUCUUGAGAUGAUCCAGCACAAGCUGACUGCAAUCGAAGAGGAGCUGCUGGACCUGGCAAAGUCUUUGAGCUCUCAGCAGAUGUCUGUGGACCAGCUGGAGAUGGAGCUAGAACAGGAGCAGGAGGGAGGCAAGAAAGGCCAGAGGGUCUAUCAGUUCAGCAAGAGACAUGCGAUGGAAGAGUGCAGGCAGCAGGUUGCUCUGUCUCAAGGUAUAAAGGCCAAACUGGAGAUUCAGAGACUUCUUCUGAAAGAGAAACUAGACCAGCUGGGUGUCGGAGAACCUCCACAUGCCUUGAGGCUGGACAUGGAUUCUGUUUCACUAUUAUCCUCAUCAAGCCAUGACAGCAUUCAUAUUCCGGGUAAAAACCUCAUGGAUGGACUCAAGAACAAUCUGACCAGCCUGUUCAGACACAAAUCUGAGGUUCACCCAGUCCUCUCCAGCGUGCAGGAAACAGACCGUCCCCUGUGUCAGCAAGACUGGUACCACGGAGCCAUUCCCAGGCUGGAAGUCCAGCAGUUACUCAAGAAUGAUGGAGACUUUCUGGUGAGAAAGAGUCAGGAAAAACAGGUUCAUGUCAUCUCUGUGCAAUGGGAAGGAUCGUGCAAGCACUUCCUCAUUCAGAACACGGAUAAUUUGUACCGUCUGGAUGGAGAAGGCUUCCACAGCAUCCCGAAGCUUAUCCAUCAUCUGCAGUCGUCAGGCCUACCCGUCACCAAAAAGUCUGAGGCUACCCUGAAGAAACCCAUACUAAAAGAUAAAUGGGUGCUGGAACAUGACGAUAUUAUCUUGGGACCCCUUAUUGGAAAGGGCAACUUUGGAGAGGUGUACAGCGGCCGUUUACGCUCUGAUUACACUCCUGUAGCUGUGAAAUCCUGCAAAGAGAGCCUGGCUCCAGAGCAGAAGAGCAAGUUCCUGAUGGAGGCCAGGAUCCUGAAGCAGUAUAACCAUCCGAACAUUGUAAAACUGAUCGGAGUCUGCACGCAGAAACAGCCCAUCUACAUCAUCAUGGAGCUUGUUUCAGGCGGGGAUUUUCUCUCCUUCCUGCGGAGCGAGGGUCACAGUUUGACGGCUAAGAUGUUGGUCAAAAUGACUGAAAAUGUUGCAGCAGGAAUGGAGUACCUGGAGAGUAAGAAGUGCAUCCACAGGGACCUCGCAGCAAGAAAUUGCCUAGUUGCUGAACGCAACGUGGUAAAGAUAAGUGACUUUGGGAUGUCCCGCGAGCGAGAUGACGGUGUCUACUCUGCAGAGGGGGGUCUCAGACAGAUCCCUGUCAAAUGGACCGCUCCAGAAGCCCUGAACUAUGGUCGUUAUACCACACAGAGUGAUGUGUGGAGCUUUGGAAUCUUAUUGUGGGAGACCUUCUCUAUGGGGAUGACUCCGUACACGAGCAUGAAUAACCAGCAGACACGGGACGAGGUGGAGAAAGGAUACCGUAUGCCUGCUCCUCACGGCUGUCCCGUAGAGAUCUGCAGGGUCAUGAACAACUGCUGGCAGUACGACCCUAAAAACAGACCAACUUUCAGAAAAAUUCGGGCUGAGCUCAGUGCCAUACACAACAAAGUCACAUGAUACGACCCUCUCCAUUAGACUUUUUUAUCCUGUUUUUUUUUUUAUUAGUAUCUGUAUACUAUUUUUAUAUGUUUAGUUUCUCUCUGAUGAAAAGUUAAGUCUGAACACUUAAAGAUCCAAUAAAAAAAGAAAGUCUAUUGAU